GGGCCAAAUGGCACGCUUUGCCCUGGAAUGACCCUCACCGGAAAACCCGCAAAUCACCGUACAGAAGUUGACUUUCAGGUUAUUAAAAUAAGCUAUGGAUUCAAAACCUAACUGGAAGAUCCAGAUGCACCCACACAAACUUUCUUGGAAUUUCCGUUACCAAACAAAUACUAGGUGUUCAACACAUGGAUAGGAGGAGUAUAUUUUAGUGUCUUUUUUUUGUAGUUCCGUUGUGUCAUAUGCAGAGAUAGAUAUGGAGCAGGUCUAUUAUAGUUGCUUAUUUUAGUGUCUUUUUUUUGUAGUUCUGUUGUGUCAUAUGCAGAGAUAGAUAUGGAGCAGGUCUAUUAUAGUUGCUUCUUCUAGUCAAAGGGAUUAGUUGUGCUCCUUUUGCUUGCGCCAUUCCUAGUCGAUCUCUCACUUUCAAGAAACUAAUCCCACUACAGAUCUUCUUUCUUACUUUCAAGCUUCUUGUGUUUGUUGGGUGUUGGCUUUUAUCGAUCAUCACAUGAGAAAAUGUCAAACUUGGGAAACAACAGUGGCAACAUGGCUGCACCUUCUUUCCAUGAAUUCAAGAAACAGGCUUCCUUCUUCUUGAAGGAGAAGAUCAAGACCGCCCGGUUGGCCCUUACCGACGUUACCCCUGCUCAGUUAUUGACUGAGGAAGCCACAAAUGGAAAUCCGUGGGCACCGGACACGCGUACCCUGAAGAUCAUAUCGCGGGCUGCUUUCGAAGUCGAUGAUUACUGGAGAAUUGUGGAGAUUUUGCACAAGGGGUUGGCUAUAUUCGAUAGAAAAAACUGGAGAUCGUCUUACAACGGUUUAAUUCUUCUAGAGCACUUGUUGACCCAUGGGCCAGAGAGUGUUGCUGAGGAAUUCCAAAGUGACAGAGAUGUUAUUACAGAGAUGGGAAGCUUUCAACAUAUUGAUGAGAAAGGAUUCAACUGGGGCCUUACUGUCAGGAAGAAGUCUGAGAGAAUAUUGAAGCUGCUAGAAAAGGGUCCUCUUCUAAAGGAAGAGAGGGAUCGGGCUCGGAAAGUGACCCGAGGGAUUGAAGGAUUUGGAAGCUUUUGCCAGCGGACUUCUUCAGCUGAAGGAGUUCUUCGCCCAUCAUCUUUCAGAGCAUACGGAAGAUGCAACUCUCAGUUUAAUGACCAUGGAAAUGAGGAAAAUCAGUUUCCAUCCUCCAGUAAUGAAGAUUUAACCCAAACAGUGCCUAAAAAAUCAGAUGAGACUCAUGAGGAAAAUAUCAAUUUGUUUUCUAGCAAGAAAGUAGAGAAUUCAAGGUCUCGGAAUGAUUUUGCUGAUGCUGAAAACCGGAGUUCCAAAGAGAAUGUUGCUCCCGAAAAGGAAGAUUUCGCAGAGGAUUCCCAUGAAUGGAGUUGCACAGGGGAAUCCAAAUCCCUCUUGGGUGAUGAGAAAUAUGAUACUGCAAGUGUUUCUAGACAGGAGGAAGAUCACCCUUUCUGUGAAACUGAGCAUCAAUCUACUCACUCCCUGCUUUCCACCACAGUUCAACACAUGCAAGCUUGUUGAAACUCUAGUGGAAUUUUGAAACACCAGCUCGUUAUCCAUAACGAACACAUUGUGUGAACAAUUGGAUGAAUUUCAUUCGGCAUCUAUUUCUUCAAAUAAGCUACACAAAAUCGGAUUAAUUGCCCCUUUCUUUGGAAUCUAUACAUACAUCCAAGCAAGGAUAUGAACAAAGCAAUUCCUGCGUUGUUAUUUCCCAACCUAAUUCAUACAGUCAGUAACACCUCUCCUUAUCUACUGACGAAAACGAAGAAGAAAAGGUAGAUACACCUCCAAAUACAACUCUACAAAUAUACCUACAAGAUACAAUGCACUUAUAUUUUGAAUGCGACUUUAUGAUUUGCAAAGCCAAUCUUGAAUAGCAUGUCUCAGAGCAUAGUUAGGAGUGAGAUGCAAAUGGUCCAAUUUCAAAUUGGUCAUCGGAGAAGUUUCCCGGCCAUUUUCCAACCAUCCAAUCAAGGCAUCCCUUUCGUAGGUGAACCCAUCAGCUGCCACCUGAGGGUCGUGCAUUAUCUCCUAAAAAAGCAAUUCCAUGAAAAACGUGAGACAUGUACACAGCAACAUAUUCCAACUGCCUAGGUAAAUAAAAUGCAGAAAUGCACAGCCUAUGUACACAUUAUAUUCCCAAUUCAGUUAGUUCAAGCUUCAGCCAAAGCUCAAGAUCCACUGAAGCUUUGCUAUUCUUCCUUAAGUUUGGUUAGUUGUUAACUUAAGUCUUAAGGCUAGGUUUGGAUCACGAAUCUGUGGAAACAAACACCUAGGAAAUCAAAAUGAACGAGUAACCAAAGAACAGUUUCAGCGUCUCAUUUUCUCCGUUCCUUAUUCCUUCGCCUUUUCCUAUGCACAAAGUCGUUCCAAACACAACCUUAGGGAACCUAAUUUAAUCAUCUUGAUGAUCAAUAAGCCUAAUAAAGAUUGUUCACGAGCCCAAAAGCUCCAACUCAAAAGGGAAAUCUGUAUGCUGUUCAUUAAUAAACAUUUUACAUAUCAAAAACAGUUAUCGCUAAAUAGCACAUAUGACAGUCAAUGAACCUCAGCAAGUUGAGUGCAGUCCGAUAAAGUGCAAAAAUGCAACAUCUGGAGCAGCAGCAGGAGGAGUUCAUCUUGCUCAAGAUACAAACAAUAAAAACUUGUCUUGAGUGCCCAAAAUUCCCUAACGCCAUGUUUUCACGAAUCCUCUCCUGGUGAGUGCUUAGUGCCUCAGCAGUAACUGUGGUCACCCUAGAUUUUCCCCAUCUCCUAGAAGCAGGCAUCACACCAAGGGCUAAAAUUGCUCAUACAAUCCACAAGAAAGCCUCAAAGCUCUGAGAUAUCUCUAUAUAUUAGACUAUUAAUUUCGAAGCAUUACACAGUUUCAAAUAGGUGGACACCUCCUAAACCAUCUAGAACUAGGAUUUCGAGAAUUAGGAGCAACUGAACUUUAGGCUUACAAAAACUAAAUAAUAAUACUAGAAGGACUCGUCUUGAGCAAACUACUAAAUGCAUAAAUUGACUCACAAUGACCCAAGGGCAACCCAGCAACUCAUAUCCAGAAAUUCUUCAAAUUACCAAACUAAACCUGAGCAAUAUAACUAUAAGAACUGGCCACCAACAUACUUUGUCCUAACAUAAACAUAAAUAAGACUCCUCUAAUACAAGAAGCAUCAUAAUACAUCGUUCCAAUUGAUCCCAAAUACGUUCGGCUUGAAACUAACCAAUUUCAAAACUUCAUCGCCUCUUUGAUUUUAGUUAUUCUUGAUCUUCUUAUGACAUGCAUCACUAUUGCCAUAUAUAUCAAGAACAUUGCUCACCUGAAGUAUAGGGCACAAGAAGAACGAUGGCACCGGCCGUUCUUCUGAGGUAUGCAACCGCUCUAGUUCCCUAACCAAACUUGGCGUUAGCUCAGGCCUACCCCUGCUGUUCAACUCACAGCACUGCAACCCAAGGUACACCAAUUUUU
Molecule: messenger RNA, 3469 nt
Organism: Rhododendron vialii
Lineage: Eukaryota; Viridiplantae; Streptophyta; Magnoliopsida; Ericales; Ericaceae
Product: epsin-3
Exons: 5
Coding region: 514-1533 (339 amino acids)
Biological process (GO): endocytosis
Cellular component (GO): clathrin vesicle coat; plasma membrane; endosome
Molecular function (GO): phospholipid binding; clathrin binding
Source: RefSeq, a predicted model, not a curated record